CAAGCGGCGGCAGCGGGGUCCUGUACUCUCGCUGUGGCUGGGCGGCUAGUUCAAGUUGCCAUAGCUGCGAGUCUGGGGAGAGCAGAGUCGGUUGAGUCGCUGCGUUUGGUCAGUUGCACCUUCUGGGUCACUGGUAGCCGCGGGAGCCGGGUGGGGCCUAGGCGAUGAUCCGGCAUUAAGGAGCUGGGGUCAUCCUCCGUCUCAGGUGGUUUGGGGAAAGUCUAGGGGCAACCAAAGAUCAUCUGCUUGACUAGGCCCUUUGCCCUGAACCUCAUGAAGAAAUGAUAGGAGGAAGACAUAUGUACCUAAAAAGAGCUUUGAGCUCAGAGAAGAGCAACUCGGAGCUUUGGGGGUGUGCUUUGAUUUGUGUACAUCAAUGGCAGAAUCAUCCAGCGAAUCAGAUCACUUUCGCUAUCGUGACCGAUUGAGUCCAUGGGCUGCCAGAUCAACUUACAGGGGAACUCGAAGUCUUCCUACAGUAGAAGUUACCGAGAAGGUCAACACUAUAACAAGUACUUUACAGGAUACCAGUCGGAACCUGCGACAAGUGGACCAGAUGCUUGGACGAUACCGAGAAUACAGUAAUGGACAGGCGGGUGCGAUAGAACAUUUAAAAGAAAGCUUGGAACAAUCUAUCGACCAACUCCGGAGUCAACGUUUAUUGAGAAACUCAGGAGGGAGAAGUAUUUCUGUUACAAGUUUGAGUGCAAGUGACCUUGAUGGUGGCACUGGGCCAGAGAGCCAUCGUUUUCCACCUACCUCACCUCUCAAGGACUAUGGGGAUCCACUGGGUAUUAAACGAAAUACCAGAUCAAGAACUGGUGUCCGCUUUGUUCAAGAGACUGAUGAUAUGACUCAGCUUCAUGCUUUUCAUCAGUCUCUUCGAGACCUCAGCAGUGAACAAAUUCGCCUUGGAGAUGAUUUCAACAGGGAGCUUUCCAGAAGGAGCCGGUCGGAUGCCGAAACAAAAAGGACUUUGGAAGAAUUGACUGAAAAACUUAAUGAAGCCCAGAAACAAGAAGUGGCUUCAGAUCGGGUGGAGCGGCGGCUUCAGGAACUAGAGAGAGAGAUGCGCACAGAAAGGGCGCUGGUGGAAAGACGCCAGGAUCAACUGGGACUCAUGUCCCUGCAGCUACAGGAGGCACUAAAGAAACAAGAAGCUAAAGCAGAUGAGCAUGAGGGGGCAAUAAAAAAUAAGCUAAUACAAACUGAAACUGAGAAGAAUCAACUUGAACAGGAAUUGGAGCUAUCUCGAAAGUUAUUGAAUCAAUCUGAAGGCAGCCGAGAAACACUUUUGCAUCAGGUAGAAGAACUGCGUGCACAACUUACGAAAGCAGAGGGUGAUCGAAAGGGUUUACAGCAUCAAGUGUCUCAGAUUUCCAAGCAACAGUCAAACUAUCAGGAUGAACAAGGGGAGGACUGGAGGUUUAGGAGAGGGGUUGAGCGGGAAAAACAGGACCUGGAGAAGCAAAUGUCAGAUUUGAGAGUGCAGCUGAACUUCAGUGCAAUGGCAUCUGAGUUAGAGGAAGUGAAACGGUGCAUGGAGAGAAAAGACAAGGAGAAAGCACAUUUGGCAUCACAAGUAGAGAAUUUAACACGUGAACUGGAGAAUGGGGAAAAACAACAACUCCAGAUGUUGGAUCGACUUAAGGAGAUCCAGACUCACUUUGACACAUGUGAGGCCGAGCGUAAGCAUGCUGACCUUCAGAUCUCAGAACUGACUCGCCAUGCGGAGGAUGCAACCAAGCAGGCUGAGCAGUACCUCAGUGAGCUCCAACAGUCAGAGGCCCUGAAAGAGGAGGCGGAGAAGAGGAGGGAAGACCUGAAACUGAAAGCUCAAGAAUCUAUUAGGCAGUGGAAGCUUAAACAUAAGAAGUUAGAGCGAGCGUUGGAGAAACAAUCUGAAACAGUUGAUGAACUGACAGGCAAGAAUAAUCAGAUUUUAAAAGAAAAGGAUGAAUUGAAAACCCAGAUGUAUGCAGCAUUACAACAAAUAGAGAAUCUUCGAAAGGAAUUGAAUGAUGUCCUAACAAAGCGUGCCCUUCAGGAGGAGGAGCUUCACUCCAAGGAGGAGAAACUACGUGAUAUUAAGUCUCAUCAAGCUGACCUUGAAUUGGAAGUCAAGAAUUCCCUGGAUACCAUCCAUAGACUGGAAAGCGAAUUGAAAAAGCAGAGUAAGAUCCAAAGCCAAAUGAAAGUUGAGAAAGCUCACUUGGAGGAAGAAAUUGCAGAGCUCAAGAAGAGCCAGGCCCAGGACAAAGCUAAACUUCUUGAGAUGCAAGAGUCCAUCAAGGACCUGAGUGCCAUCCGAGCAGAUCUUGCUAAUAAAUUGGCCGAGGAAGAGAGAGCCAAGAAAGCAGUGCUUAAGGACCUUUCUGACCUCACCGCACAGGCAAAAUCCAGGGAUGAAGAAACAGCUACCAUCAUCACACAGUUAAAGCUGGAACGAGAUGUGCACCAGAGGGAGCUGAAAGAUCUCACAUCAUCAUUGCAGAGUGUGAAAACAAAACAUGAACAGAAUAUCCAGGAGCUUAUGAAGCACUUUAAGAAAGAAAAGAGUGAGGCUGAGAAUCAUAUCAGGACACUGAAGGAAAAACAUAUAAGCAUUGAAGAAGAGCACUUAAGGAGGACCGAAGAGGCCAGAUUGCAGCUCAAGGAUCAACUUCUUUGCUUGGAGACUGAACAGGAAUCCAUUCUUGGUGUGAUAGGAAAGGAAAUUGAUGCAGCUUGUAAAACAUUCUCCAAGGACUCAAUGGAGAAAUUAAAAGUUUUUUCAUCUGGUCCUGAUAUACAUUAUGACCCACAUCGCUGGUUAGCAGAAAGCAAGACUAAACUUCAGUGGCUCUGUGAGGAACUGAAAGAGAGAGAAAACAGAGAGAAAAAUCUGCGACACCAGCUGAUGCUCUGCAGACAACAACUCAGGAAUCUGACUGAACACAAGGAAUCUGAGCUGCAGUGUCUCUUCCAACAGAUAGAAAGGCAGGAGCAGCUUCUGGAUGAAAUACAUCGUGAGAAGAGAGAUCUACUGGAAGAGACCCAAAGAAAAGAUGAAGAAAUGGGAUCUCUGCAGGACCGUGUAAUUGCAUUAGAAACGAGUACCCGAGUGGCCUUGGACCAUCUGGAGUCUGUGCCUGAGAAACUGAGCCUACUAGAAGAUUUCAAAGACUUCAGAGAUUCCUGCAGUUCAUCUGAGAGAACUGAUGGAAGAUACUCUAAAUACAGAGUUCGCAGAAAUUCUCUUCAGCAUCACCAAGAUGACAUCAAGUACAGAAACAAAAGUUUCAAAGGUGACAGAACCUUUCCAGAAGGUUCCCACACUCAUGGGUUAGAUCACUCAUCGUCUUGGCAAGAUCACAGUCGCUUCCUGUCUAGUCCAAGAUUUUCAUACAUGAACUCAUUUACCAAAAGAACUGUUGCUCCAGAUUCAGCUUCAAACAAGGAAGAUGCCACAAUGAAUGGAACAAGUUCACAAUCCAAAAAAGAGGAAUAUGAGAGCUAAAAAAGCAAAUGUAAUUUGUUAUUUUACAUGAGUGUUUUACAAACAAUAACAUCUCUAUUCUUACAGCAAUUUGGCCCAGAUUAUCUAACAGACAUACCUGCAACUUUGGCUCUUUGGUAUUGCCAAAUAUCGACAAAAGUGACAAUACUGUUGGUCCUUGUAAAUGGUAAACCAUUCCAAAUAAUAUCAG
Molecule: messenger RNA, 3689 nt
Organism: Mandrillus leucophaeus (drill)
Lineage: Eukaryota; Metazoa; Chordata; Mammalia; Primates; Cercopithecidae
Gene: CEP128
Product: centrosomal protein 128kDa
Exons: 24
Coding region: 377-3499 (1040 amino acids)
Source: RefSeq, a predicted model, not a curated record